AGUCAGUCACAGAAUCUCCAUUCAACAGACUAGUUGGUUCGCUCGGCAUUUUUGCCCCCCAGUCGCGCAAAUGGAGGCACUCAGUUGUUGUCUGUGAAGUUGGUGCUCCUGGCGCUGCCACGAUUGCUUCCAGCGAGCCGCCAAGAAAUUGUGCUGCGUGGCACGAAGUGGUCCCUGAAACCAAGACGGAAAAGAGAGGGAGAGAGAGAGUUGAAGAAAUUUCUUGUGGCUCCUGUUUGUGCAGUGUUUCUGUGAAGGGAAUUUUUGGAUUUCGGAAUUCAUAUUCUACAUGGUGAUCAACUUCUUCUCUCUCAUCAUCAUCUAAUAUACGGCGGAAUCUUUAUACCUCCUCUCGCCACAUACAUGCAGAAAAUGGGUGUCUCGCUCUCUCGCGUCCAGAGGAAUUAAGUGUAUUUGGAAAAGUCACACACAUACACACAUCUCCUCACGGCUAAAGAGGCAUUAGAUCUCGCGCUCUCCCCCGAGAAACUCGUCAAGCAGCCAACACACAAAGUUGUGGAUUCCAUCAGAAGAGAUUCGUGUCAUCGCGCGUAGCAUUUUUAUCUGUCAACUCAAUUUUCAGUGCCACAAUCUCAUUACGCUUUUUUUUUGCUCCUCCGCUCAUCAUCGCGCGUCCUCUGGCUGCGUUGUGUUUUGUGUGUGGACGACAACACCAGCAGAACAGCCACACUCUUAAUCCUCUCCUCAUCUGCGUUGUGUGGAAGAGGAGCCCCAAAAUCCACGCUCAAAACCCUCCUGGUGAAAGUGAGAGAGAAAAAAAGUACAGAACGUGUCAAAACAAGAAGAUACAAUCCAAUGUGAAAAAAUAACCAAUUGUGUGACAAGCAGAGAAAAUAACCUCUAGUGACUUGCCAAAUGAUAGCAUGUGAAGUUGGUGGAUAAAAAACCAUCCCCCUGAAGAAGAAUCAAUUUUAUAUGUGAAACAAACCCCUUGGUUCUCCUCCUGUUUUCCUCUUUUUUUUGCAACUCUACACAACACACCUUCUCUCUAUACCUUUUUUUCCAUUUAAUUUUCCACACUCAUUUGGUUGUGCCUGUGUGAUUUUUUUUUUACCUCGCGCUACACAUCCUCCCCCCACCCCACAGUGGACACACAUCUCCUCUUCAGUGGCAUCACGACAGACAGAAAGAGAGUUGAGAGAGAGAGAGGAGACACACCAGCAGCAACAGAGGUGAAGCUGUGAAAAUUGCGAAGAGAUUAGCGGAAGGCGAGAGUGAGGAGGGAGACGACGAGGGAGAGAGAGAGGAGGACUUUUUAACUCAUUGAAGGCGCACAGAGGCGUGCCAUCAUUGAGUGGCUGAGAGGCAGAAAAGGACAAUCGCCCCAGAGGAACGUGCAAAAUCGCCUGGGGAAGAUGGAGGAUCCAGAAAUUACAUUUCUUUUUCAAUUCGGCAAUCUACGUGACACGGUGACUGUGGCAAUUCCAACCCUCAAUCUCAAAUCACUCAAGGACAGGGCGUGUGACUUUAUCAACACAAAGAUUCCUGAAAAUGGCCUAAGCCACUUGGCAGAUCGUCUACUGUUAUUUCGGCACGACUACAAUAGCCCAAAUGUCCUCCAACUGGUCAAUUCAGCGGCGGAAAUUGUUGAUGAGACUCUCAUUGAAAUUGUACUGACGGCAAAUGCAGCACUACCAUAUUCCAGUGGGAGUACCAGAGAAGAUAUACCAACAGUCUAUCCUCACUCACUGUCUGUUCACUCCUACAAGGCACCCACUUUCUGUGACUUUUGCGGCGAAAUGCUGUUCGGUCUAGUCCGACAAGGACUGAAAUGUGAUGGAUGUGGACAGAAUUACCAUAAGAGGUGUGUUGUGAAAGUUCCAAACAACUGCCAUCGAUCGGCAGAUCCCACGCGAAAGACUUCCACAUUGCAGCCGCCACGAUGUCCGUCCGGCUGCUCCAACAACUCCUCCCUCGCCGACGAUCAAUCAACGACCGGCUCGGGAUCGUCUUUGUUGAAUAGAUCCCCAGUUCCGGGCCAUUCUUAUGGCAGUAGCAAUUCCGGCCGAAUAAGCAUACCACAUCGAUUCUUCCUGCACUCGUACACACGACCCACAGUGUGCCAAUAUUGCAAGAAACUCCUCCGUGGUCUCUUCAAGCAGGGCGUUCAAUGUCGCGACUGUCACUACAAUGCUCACAAGAAAUGUGUGGACAAAGUGCCAAAAGAUUGUGUUGGAGAUUGCUCAACUGAUACAUUUGCUCCAGACCUCAAUGAUAGCAGCAUCAGCAGCGAACGAGACUUUAAGGACGAAUUCGAAGACAGUGACUUCGAUGACAAUGCAUUCAACAAUCAUAGACAGAAUGUGCCACCAGUUAAAGUGAAUGGUACCAUUCAUGAGCCAGAACUCGACCUCCUCGACGCCACUUCCGAACAGUCCAGGCAAUCCAGUUCUUCAUCCUCCCCCAGCGCCAACAUACCCCUCAUGAGAAUCGUGCAGUCCGUGAAGCACACCAAACGACGCGGCGACCGGGCGAUGAAGGAAGGCUGGCUGGUGCACUUCACCAACAAAGACAAGACCGUGAAGCGUCACUAUUGGCGUCUCGACUCCAAAUCCAUCACGCUCUUCGUCUCGGAUCAGGGCAGCAAGUACUACAAGGAGAUCCCAUUGAAUGAGAUAAUGGCCGUGGACACUGCGCGAACACUGGUGGGCGAUGUUUAUCACUGUUUCGAGAUCAGGACUGCAACUGUUGACUACUACGUGGGUCAGGAUCCGCUCAAGGAUGGCGAACUGAUGAUACUGCCACCGCCCGACAGUGGAGUUGGUGCGUACUUAGCCAAAAGCUGGGAGACUGCCAUCAAGCAAGCCCUCAUGCCCGUGACCAAGACCUCGGCGACUGACAAUGAGGAGAAUGUCCAAGAUAUGGGACAACUCUAUCAAAUAUUCCCCGAUGAAGUGCUCGGAUCGGGACAAUUUGGCACGGUUUACGGUGGAAUUCAUCGCAAGACACAUCGAGAGGUUGCCAUAAAGGUGAUUGACAAAAUGAGAUUCCCAACGAAGCAGGAGGCACAGCUGAAGAAUGAAGUUGCAAUCCUUCAGAACAUCUCCCACUGUGGCGUUGUGAAUCUCGAGAGAAUGUUCGAGACACCAGAGAGAAUAUUUGUUGUGAUGGAGAAACUCAAGAAUGACAUGCUGGAGAUGAUUUUGUCAAGUGAAAAGGGAAAAUUGAGUGAACGAGUUACAAAGUUUCUCAUAACACAAAUUCUUGUUGCACUUAAGCAUCUCCAUAGUAAGAAUAUCGUUCACUGUGACCUCAAGCCGGAGAAUGUUCUUUUAUCAUCUGACAAUGAAUUCCCACAAGUGAAGCUGUGUGACUUUGGCUUUGCUCGCAUCAUUGGGGAGAAGUCCUUUAGGAGGUCCGUGGUGGGAACACCGGCCUAUUUGGCACCUGAGGUCCUGCGGAAUAAGGGAUACAAUCGAUCACUGGAUAUGUGGAGUGUCGGUGUGAUAAUCUACGUGAGUCUGAGUGGCACUUUUCCCUUCAACGAGGACGAAGACAUCAAUGUUCAGAUACAAAAUGCCGCAUUUAUGUAUCCACCAAAUCCGUGGAAGGAAAUCUCGUCAGAUGCCAUUGAUCUGAUCAAUAAUCUCCUGCAAGUGAAGCAGCGAAAGCGCUUCACGGUGGAUAAGAGUUUGCAGCACACUUGGCUCCAAGACUCCCAGACAUGGAAUGAUCUGCGCGCCCUGGAGGCCUCCGUGGGCAUCAGAUAUCUCACACAUGAGUCCGACGAUGCCCGCUGGGCGGCCACAGGACCCUGACCCCUGGACUCACCGGAGCACUCCCCGAAAAUCGACGCCGUUCGCGGGAAGGCGAUGAAAUGGGUUCGUGGAACAUUGUGUAAAUUUGCAAAGGCCUAAAAAACAAAACACUAUAAAUAUAUAUUUGUUAAUAAUUUUACUAGGAAAUUAUUAAAAAAAAAACACGCGCAUUAUACACCAAUUUUAAAGAAAAAAAUGAGAUAGGAUUUACAAGAGAGAAGCAACAUGAUAAGAAUGAUUGAUGUAAUUGCCCAAGAGUGAAUAUUUGCUAAGAGAAAAACCACUUACAAGAAGUCUCAAAAUAUAGGUUUAUAAAUCUACACACUAAUAUGUGAGAUUACUGAUAUAAAUGAUUAAUGAAAUAUAUUUCUUGUGGAAUGAAUAAUCUCAUAUGACCACAAGAGUGGAUAGAAUUGCUUCAAGAAAGAAAACAUAAGAAAAAACAGUGGAUAAAGUGAGUUAGAGAAGUAUGAAACAUGAAUUUAUCUUUCUCAAAGAAAACCAAAAUAAUGGGUUUAUUGGCAAAAUACAAUUUAUAUCGAAGAUAAAAAUAUAGGUUUUAAAAGAGAUACAUAAUUAUUGAAUUAUAAAAAGCUGUAUCCCAUAGAAAUACUCUCAUUUAAACAUACAAAAAAGAAAAGAUAUAUAAUCUAAAAUCAUUAAUAAAAUGAUAUUUGAAAAGGAAGAAAAGAAAAAUACAUUAACAUUCCUUAAGAGAUUUUUUUUUGGAUAACAACGAAAAUCAUGUAAAAAUUUUUUACACAAAUUGCACAUAAAUUCAAAACAUUUUUUAAAUCAAAAUUGCGUGUGACCUUUGAUAUUACAAAAAAAAAUAAAAACCUUCAAAGGACAUUUUUGCUUAAAAUUAUUCUCUUUUUUCACUUCAUGUGUCGAAAUUUCUUGUGUACUAAAAAGUGCCUGUAUUUUAUGCAUGUUCAAAUUGGUAAAAGAAAAACAUUCAUAAGUAAAGAUUUUCAAAAGAAUUGGUCGAAAAUUGUAAAGGUUUUAAAAUUUCUGUUUUUACAUUCAUGUGAUUUUUUUCUUAUCAUCUGUUUUUUUUGAUCAACACACUUUGAGAAAUCGGAGAAAAAGCACGAAGAAAAUAAGGAAAGAUAAAUUUCAAUAUUAAUGCUCAUAAAGUGGCCAAAAAAUAAAAUAGUGACUUUAGCAAUCUUUUAAAGGAAAAUGUGUAAAGAAAUGCCGAUAGAAAAACUUACAAUAAAACAUGUCUAAACUCUAAAAAGCAUGAAAUAUAAAUAGAAUAUAAUAAUUGAAUAAUAUGACAUCACUACAAUAAAAGAGGAAAAAAAGAAGAAGAGAAAUUCAUUUCCAAACGCAUUGUGAAUAACUUUAAAAAGGGACCUCUGACAUUAAGGAAACCUUCCUUUUAUCACUGUGUAGCUAAAGCUCCUUAUAUUUUGUAACGUACCUAAAUGAGAGAGAAGGAUGAUUAAAGGCUCCAAUGAUGUGUCUAAUUAGUAACUUUGGCUCUUUAAUAAAAGGAAAAACCCAUCAAGAUGAAAAUUAAUAAUCAUUGUUCUCAAUGUCAGUGUGUUUGUCGAUAUAAAUUCAUAUAUAUUAUGAUUAAUUACUAAAUUGCUGUAAUUAAAGGUUGCCCAACAACAUCCAAGCAUAUUUCACACAGAGAGUGACAAAACCCAUAGAAAUACAAAAAGACGAUGUUAGCGGUGAAGGCAUAAGAAGCAUAGAACAAGAAUAAUAUAAAAUCGAAGGAAAAAUUAUAUUUUGUAUAUAAACAAAUUGACUUAUCAUCUAUUUUAUACGCAAUUCUCUCUCUCUCUCUCUCUCCUCACGAGUCUCUGUCCAAAUUUCAUGUUCCUCCUUGUCCUUUGAGAAAGGCAACAAGAAUAACACGAAAAAGAACUUUUCCAUUUAUUCCAUCGUCAUUUGUAGUCAUUAAUUUCAUUUCCUUCGACAAUCCAACCCAAGAAAAAACCAAGAAAGAAUGGAAUGUUUGUACAAGAAUGAUUUUUUUUCUGUCUUCCACCAUGAAUUUUUGUGUUGAAAUAAAAAUUUUUCGUCUCCCACAAGAAAAAA
Phlebotomus argentipes is the source of this 5837-nucleotide messenger RNA. It is a transcript of the gene PKD, whose product is annotated as serine/threonine-protein kinase D3. Gene Ontology annotation, molecular function: ATP binding; protein serine/threonine kinase activity. Gene Ontology annotation, biological process: protein phosphorylation. The record is from RefSeq and is a predicted model, not a curated record. The transcript has 10 exons. Lineage: Eukaryota; Metazoa; Arthropoda; Insecta; Diptera; Psychodidae. The coding region runs from base 1377 to 3779 and encodes 800 amino acids.